Molecule: messenger RNA, 624 nt
Organism: Rotaria sordida
Lineage: Eukaryota; Metazoa; Rotifera; Eurotatoria; Philodinida; Philodinidae
Source: the annotation of a GenBank genome assembly
AUGAAUCCUUUGGAAAGUAAAAACGAUUCACAUACAGAACAAUUAUCUGCUAAAGUUUCUCGAUUAAAAAAUAUUGCAAUUGAUAUUGACAAUGAAACAAAAGAACACAAUCGUUUUCUUCAAGCAAUGCGUUUCGAUUUCGAUACAGCACGUAGCUUUCUUGGUGGAAGUUCUCGUCAUUUAGGUAAUGUUAUGUCAAGUGGAAAAGGUGAUCGACGAUUUAUGUGUUAUGUUAUUGGUGGAAUUGUGUUCACUUUCCUUUUUCUAUAUUAUGUUGUAAACUCAUUCCGAAGAGUGACAAAUGGUUUUCCAUUAAAAAUUAAUGCUAUGAAAAUAGAAAAUGUAUCCGUGGAUUAUAAUCGAGAUUUUAUUAUUCGUAUUCUUCAACGUAUUGAAUAUGAUGCUUUACGAGGAGCUGUGAUCGAUCUUGGUCUAAAUGAAUUAUUACCAAAGACAAUAUCAGAAACAAUUCAACAAGAUGAUAAAUUUCUUAGAAAAAUGCAUCAAAUUUUACUUGAAUAUGAAAUUGAAGAAGGUGAACUUAUUUGUUCUGAAACUGGUCGUAAAUUUCCAAUUUUAAAAGGUAUUCCAAAUAUGUUAUUACAAAAAGUUAAAGUAUCAUGA